AUGUGGCAGGCACUGCCUGCCCUUUCCGGGACAUUUGGCGGGUGCCGCCCGCCAUGUGUCCCAGGAGGGGCGUGCAAGACCCGCCACGUGUCCCAGGACGAGCGGGCAGGGACCGCCACGUGUCCCGGGACAUGUGGCGGGCACUGCCCGCCCAUCCCGGGACACGUGGCAAGCCUCACCCACCCAUCCUGGGACGCGUGGCCGACCCCGCCCGUCCUGGGGCGCUUGGCGCGCCCCGCCCGCCUGUCCCUGGACGAGUGGCCAGCCCCGCCCGCCCGUCCCCGAACGCGUGGCAGGCCCCGCCCGCCCGUCCCGGGAAUCGUGGCGGGCCCCGCCUGCCCCGUCCCGGGAUUCAUGGCGGGCCCCGCCUACCUGUCCCGGGACACAUGGCGAGUCCUGCCCACCUGUCUCGGGAUGCGUGGCGGGCCGCACCCACCCGUCCCAGGACGCGUGGCGUGCCCUGCCCACCUGUCCCAGGAUGCAUGGCGAGCCCUGCCCGCUUGUACCAGGACACGUGGCGAGCCCCGCCUGCCCAUCCCUGGACGCGUGACGAGCCCCGCUCGCCUGUCCCGGGACAUGUGGCGUAUGGCGGGCCCUGUCGACCCAUCCCGGGACGCAUGGCGGCCCCCGCCUGCCCGUCCCGGGAUGCGUGGCAGGCCCCGCCUGCCCGUCCCGGGACUCAUGGCGGGCCUCGCCCACCCGUCCCGGGACGCGUGGCGGGCCUCACCCACCUGUCCCAUCAUAGACAACACCUUUGCUUAA
Macrobrachium nipponense is the source of this 762-nucleotide messenger RNA. Its product is annotated as cuticle collagen 2C-like. The record is from RefSeq and is a predicted model, not a curated record. The transcript is spliced from 2 exons. Lineage: Eukaryota; Metazoa; Arthropoda; Malacostraca; Decapoda; Palaemonidae. The coding region runs from base 1 to 762 and encodes 253 amino acids.